This is a messenger RNA of Neoarius graeffei (lesser salmon catfish), 3153 nucleotides long. RefSeq lists its product as uncharacterized. Bases 760 to 2547 code for a protein of 595 amino acids. The transcript has 8 exons. Gene Ontology annotation, molecular function: nucleic acid binding; RNA-DNA hybrid ribonuclease activity. Lineage: Eukaryota; Metazoa; Chordata; Actinopteri; Siluriformes; Ariidae. The record is from RefSeq and is a predicted model, not a curated record.
UCAUUCUGCAUAAUAAUACGAGUAUAGACGCUAGGCUUUGGCAAUAACUAUCUUUUUUUUUUUACUGUUAACCAAAAGGACUCCUCACGUCUUGGAAUUCUUUUUGUUUGCAAUUUAUCUGAGCACUUGCAGCUAUUACCUGUGGAUGAGUUGAAAACAAAAAUGGCUUUGUUGCCAUUUCAAGACUGGAUACGUGGCAUUGCCACUCUUGCACUAAAGUGCUGUUUAUUUUUUAUUUAUAUGUGUAUUUGUGGGGCGGCACGGUGGUGUAGUGGUUAGCGCUGUCGCCUCACAGCAAGAAGGUCCUGGGUUCGAGCCCCGGGGCUGGCGAGGGCCUUUCUGUGUGGAGUUUGCAUGUUCUCCUCGUGGGUUUCCUCCGGGUGCUCCGGUUUCCCCCACAGUCCAAAGACAUGCAGGUUAGGUUAACUGGUGACUCUAAAUUGACCGUAGGUGUGAAUGUGAGUGUGAAUGGUUGUCUAUGUGUCAGCCCUGUGAUGACCUGGCGACUUGUCCAGGGUGUACCCCGCCUUUCGCCCGUAGUCAGCUGGGAUAGGCUCCAGCUUGCCUGCGACCCUGUAGAAGGAUAAAGCGGCUAGAGAUAAUGAGAUGGGGGUCGUCGAGUUGGAAAGACGGAUUUUGGCAGCAGGAGUGAGGAGUGCAUGAUUCGCUUGUGAUGCGCAGACGGAAGGAGCGAAAGGGAUUGAAGAAGGCUGCAGCAGUAGUAACACCAAGCUUUGGUUAUCCUACGAUUUAUCAUGGAUGCAUUCUGAUUUUGGGAUGGGCUUCUCUGAUAGUAUGGAUAGUGCAGGGGAGGAAUUUCAAAUUGUGGGUAAAUCCAAAAAACAAGGGAGCAAACGCACAAGAGAGAGACACAGUAGGUCUAGCACAGGGAGUGAUGGGGAGUUGCAGCGCCCAAAAAUAAGGAGAGAUGGGGAGUUUGUGGUAAUUGUGAAAUUGAAAGGCACUGGGACAACCUUGAACAAAAUACAGUUGGCUGAACAUUUGGUGAAAGACAUAGGUAACUUCCAAUACGCGAAAUCUCUUGCCAAUGGGAGGAUUUUAGUGGUCUGUCAUUCCAAAUCUCAACAGGAACGUGCACUUGCUAUAACAUCUCUGAACAAGUGCGAUGUGGAGGUUUACGCACCGGGGACAGGCUCUAAGACUAAAGGUGUGAUCUAUGGGGUGCCUACUGAGCUAUCAGAUGAAGAUAUCUUGGGUAAAGCGAAAGGAGCAGAGGUCUCCGAAGUAAAGCGCUUCCAAAUAACGAAAGAUAACAUGAGAGUGGCCAGCCAAACAGUCUUAUUAACAUUUGAGUCAGAAUCUAUCCCCAGGCGGAUUGAAAUUGGGUACUUGAUCUUUCAAGUUAAGCCCUACAUUAGACCCCCGCUGCGAUGCUUUAAUUGUCACACAUAUGGACAUGUGGCGGCUGUAUGUAGAAAGAAAAGAAAGUGUGGUAAGUGCGGGGGAGACCAUAACUAUGAGGAUUGUGCGUCAGCUUUAUGCUGUCCGAACUGUGGAGAAGCGCAUAGUGCAGGCUUUAAAGGGUGCCGCUUCUAUGCGAACGCCGUAGAAGUGCAAAAAAUUAGAACUUAUGAACGCGUGUCAUAUGCUGAAGCUGUGAAAAGAGUGGGUCAUGCUAACCGCCCCUCUCAACAACCUGCUAGAAUCUUCACUCCUCCGAGCGAUAGCCUUAUCAUUAAGAAAACUGAUUUCCUGGCUUUUAUCACUGACGUGCUUACUGGGCUUAAGUUUUCUAAGGUGGUUAAAAAGUCAGAUGUGAUCCGGAUUGUUUCAUUGUCAGCAGCGAAAUAUCUGCAGAUAUUGAACGGGCGUACGAUAUGCUGUGGAGAGAAGGCCUCCUUGUCAAACUGCUCAAGUAUGGUGUCAAUGGAAGGCUGUUUAGCUGGAUUAAGAAUUUCUUGGAAGAUCGAACUAUCCAGCAUGUUACCUUUCGCUGUAGUGGAGUUUUCAAAUCACGGACUGGCAGUUAUAGCAACCAAAUUGUUUACUGGGCCUGAGGAGGAUGAAUGCUAUUGGCCACCAGCAAAGAUGAACUCGACAAGGGCAGCCAUAAAGCAAAAGGACCCUUGCACUGACUGGGUGACACACGAAGUGACCGUGAAGAGAAAAGCUGCAACAUAUGAAAUUGCUCGCUCAAAGUUAGUGGAAUAUGAACAGAAUACAGAUGUAUCAACCGAGCCUGAGUCUACAGAGAAUAUGGGCAGAGGGAAGCGCAAAAGGAGGUUUACCGUCCAAACGAGAUCACAUGAGAUUACCUUUCACAGGCAAGUGGUCAUGUCCAGCGAGGCUGAAGAUGAGGAUGACGACGACAUCAACAAUCAGGCAUCUCCAUCACCUCUGAGGCCUCCAUCUACUCUGAGAUGUAUGCAGACCCCUCUCCUCCCCCCCACGGGUCUCUGCAGACCCCCCUCCACCCACCCACAGGUCUCUGCAGACCCCUCCACCCACCCACAGGUCUAUACAGACUCCUGCACCCCCUGCUCCCACCCACGGGUCUUCAACCCCAAGACGAGACAUUCGGGAUAGCAUGUUUGUUCGCAUUUUGACCCUGCUUGAGGAGGUGAAAGACACACAGAGGAACCAUGGGAGGAUUCUCCAGGCACUUCUCCAAGAUCGACACAACAUUGCCAACCCCGUUUGUUCUACUCCAGAGGGUUUCCCCCUCAAGACGGUUAAUGAAGUCGACUGCAUGGAAGAAAAACUGGCAAACCCCACCUUCAUGUCAGAACUGAUUGCAGCUGUGGCGGACAUUGGAGGGGGCACUGUUGACGGGGCCACGAGAAGGAUGAUGGUGUUCCUCAUUGACCACAACCUAUCCAGACAGUACAACUUCGUGGGGAGAAAUAGCAAGAGAGGAUUCAAGCCCCUCAAGCUGUUUGAAGUAAUUUAUGGAGCCUUGAAGAAGAAUGCAAUGACCAGUCAGAUCACCAGAAAGGACGCAGAGAAGGCGGUCUCGAAGUGGCUGAUUGGUGCUAGGGACCGGGGGGGGGGCAAUCGACAGGCCCGUCAGGCCAGAGAGGCAGCCCCUCAGGAAAUUUAAAUUGUAUUUAUUUAUUUUUUUUUUUCUCAGUGAAUUCUGUAAUAAAAACUUAGUUUUUAUUUUUUGUAAAUAGCAAUAAAAAAGUAAUUGUA